UAAAACUAUUUUCCAAGUCUGCAUUUUCCUCAUGGCAGUUCGUAACAAAAAUAAAUUUCAACUUUGCUAGUGAUGGCAUCUGUGAUGUCAAACUCAUGGAUUUAAUCCCCUCUGUUCUCGAGCGAGAUCGGUGCACAGGUUGAAUUCGUAGAAGAGAUUGCAAAUUUCGAGGAGACUGAAAAACCGGAGGGUAAGAAUACAAGCCGAAUUGUCCGCUGAUGAUGAUUACAGAGGAGCAGUGAUGGAUAGCAACUAAUCCGGAUUACCAAUCCCGAUUCACACGGAUGAUCUCAAGUGAGAAUUUGAAGAUCUUGUUCAGUUCUUAGUUGGCUUGUCCGUCUCGCCGGAAAUUUUUUGGGGGGUUGCUGUCCUCCACCGACCUCGGAUAAACCAUGGCCAAAUGGUUUAAGGAUUACCUCAGUUUUGGGAGCAGGAGGUCUCCCCCGCAGCCCCCCAAGCCAGAUUACACCGAGAGUGACAUUUUAAAGGCCUAUCGGGCCCAGAAGAGUUUAGAUUUUGAGGAUCCCUACGAUGACGGGGAAGGCAAAUCCGAUCCGGAUCCCGGAGGCUCGCCGAAUAAGGGGUGCGGCUGCACUGGCAAUUUGGAAGGGAAAUAUGGGUCGCCCAAACAUCGUCUCAUCAAAGUGGAUGCCUCCGAUCUUAACCGGAGCAAGGCUCUCCUUGCCACGGCGGGCGAGGACUCAGCCAUCCCGUCAGAUCAGGCCCCCGGAGAGAGUGAAUACUCAGAUCCCUUCGACGCUCACCGCGAACCGAAAGGAGAUCCCGAAGAAGAUGCCGAGCUGGAAAACAAUGGUUACAUGGAGCCCUACAAUGCCCAGAGGGUGGUGGCUGACCUCCAGCGCAAAAACGAACGGGAGGACCAGCGCGGGAAAAAAUCCCGGAUCGGCCUGCAGCUCUACGACACCCCUUACGAGGAGAAGGAGGCCGAGGCCGACCCCGAGGCCGGGCCCACCGAGAAGCCCCCCAAGAGCCGGCUGCCCCAGGAGGACGAGCGGCCGGCCGACGAAUACGACCAGCCCUGGGAAUGGAAAAAGAACCACAUUUCGCGGGCUUUCGCUGCGCAGUUCGAAGCCCCCGAGUGGGACCGGACCUCUCCCUCCUCCUCUUCCUCAUGCUCAGCCCCAAAAGAGCACCAGCUGCAUCCACCGAAGCACCCGAUGGGCUCCGCCAAGUUUGGCCGGCCACAGAGCCCCGAGUCCAGCGUUCCCCUGGCUGAGCGCAUCGACCUGUCGCUGCCCCUGAAGAGUCAGCCGUGGUUUCAUGGCCCCAUCAGCAGAGCUGAAGCCGAGACAUUCUUGACUUUGUGCAGGGAAGGCAGCUACCUGGUUCGGAGCAGUAAGGCCAGCCGGAGUGAAUAUUCCCUCUCGCUCAGGAGCAGCCAAAGUUUUAUGCACAUGAAGUUCACCCGAACGAAGGAUAAGAGGUACAUCUUGGGUCAAAACAGCGCCCCCUUCGAGAGCAUCCCAGAGGUCAUCCAUCACUACACCACUCAAGAACUUCCCAUCCAAGGGGCUCAGCCCCUUUCUUUGCUGUAUCCCGUUGGCGGUUCAGACUGCGUAAUAUAAACCGGGUGUGGGUCACGGACUCGCUCCGGAUUCAGACAAUCGGCUCCGAUCAUCGUCCGGACCGGAAAAGGGGGUCUCGCCACUUGACUUUCAGACAAUCUCCCCCUUUUGAUGGGGGUCUUUUCCCCCUGGAAAGAGGCUUCCCUACUUCUUCUUCUCCAGUUUUCAAGCAAUAAUGGUGCCUCUUUGCUUCUAAACUACAAAUAGUUCUCGACUUAUAACGGUUCGUUUAACGACCAGUGAAAAAAGCGUCUAUUUUUCACACUUAUGACCGUUGCAGAUCCCCAGGGUCACGGGAUUCAAAAUUCAGACCGUUGGAAACAGACUCAUAUUUACGACGGUCGCAGUGUCCUCUGGGGGGGUGUCAUGUGAUAUCCUUUUGGCCAGCAAGUUGGAUUCACUUAACAACUGUGUGACUCACUUAACAAAUGUCUCGCUUAGCAACAUCAACCUUGGGCUCGAUGGUGGUCGUACAUCGAGGACUUCCUGUGUCACAGUGCUGUGACUACAGUAGUCCUCGACUUUACAACCGUUCGUUUAGUAACCGUUCGAAGUUACGGCGCCGGAAAAAGUGACGUACCGCUUUCCUCGCCCUUACGACGGUCGCAGCCUCGCCAAGGUCACGUGAUCAAAUUUGGAUUGUAUUUACGAUGGUCGUAGUGUCCCGGGAUCCCAUGACCGCCAGUUUGCAAACUUCCUAGCCGGAUUCUGACCUGCGAGGUCAAUGGGAGAAGAUGGGAUCGCUUACCGACCGCAGGAUUCACUUUACAACGGUCCUGAUUUGCUUAACAACCGGGCCCCAAAAUGUCAUAAAAUCGUACGUGGCUCGCUUAACAACCGCCUUGCUUAGCGGUGGAAAUUCUGGGCUAAAUUCUGGUCGUAAUUCGAGCCUUAUCUGUAAUUUCCUGUUCUUUGUGUAGCUCUGAAGAAACCUGGUACGGAUAGCUGGGUGUUUCUCAACCUUGGUCGCUUUAAGACAGGUGGACUUCAACUCCCAGAAUUCCCCAGCCUGGGGAAUUCUGGGAGUUGAAGUCCCACACAUCUGGUUGGAACAAUAUAGGAAAGAACUCAAACUGUGUUUGUGAGGCGCUCUGGAACAGUUUGAAAGAUCAAAUGCUGUGGUGUUGUUAUUAAUCCCCCCCCUCCCCAAGAGACCCCAGAAGUCAAGAUGGGCUCCAGGGCAGGGGUCUCCAACCUUGGCCGCUUUAAGACUUGUGGACUUCAACUCCCAGAAUUCCCCAGCCAGCCAUGCUCUACAGCAGGGGUCUCCAACCUUGGCCGCUUUAAGACUUGUGGACUUCAACUCCCAGAGUCCCUCAGCCAGCAAAGCUGGCUGAGGAACUCUGGGAGUUGUAGUCCACAAGUCUUAAAGCGGCCAAGGUUGGAUCCAGACCGUUUAGGCCUGAGCCAUCCUCUCAAUUACUGCGAUGAGAUUUCCAUUUUAUUUCUGAAUUCACCUUUGCAGCCCAACAAUUCUCUGUUUGAAUUCUGCCCUGGAGAGAGAGAGAGAAAAAAACCCACAGGUUUCUGGUUAUACAAGUACAGUAGUCCUCAACUUACAGCAAUUCAUUUAGUGACCGGUCGAAGUUACAACAGCAGUGGAAAAAUGACCAUUUUUCGCAAUUACGGCUUUUGCAGAGUCACGUAAUCAAAAUUCAGAUACUUGGCAAUUGGUUUCAUACGUACGUCCCAAGGUCAGGUGCUCCCAUUUGGCGGCCUUCUGACAAGCAAAGUCAACGGGGCAACAAGUUUCACUUAACAACCAGGUUACUCAUUCAGACACAUUGGCCAUUGACUCGUAUUUAUGACGCUUGCCAUGUAAAAUUCAGACACAUUGGCCAUUGACUCGUAUUUAUGACGCUUGCCGUGUAAAAUUCAGAUGCUUGGCCAUUGACUCGUAUUUAUGACGGUUGCAGUAUCCCCGGGGUCACGUCACCCCGUUUUUGCAACCUUCUGACAAGCCAAGCCAAUGGGAAAAACCAGAUUCACUUAACGACCGUGUUACUAACUUAACAACGGCAGCGAUUCCCUUAACAACCGGGGCAAGAAAGAUCGUAAAAAUGGAGCAAAAAUCAUUUAACAAUUGUUUCACUUAACAACGGAAAAUAUUGGGCUCCAUCUGAGGUUGUAAGUCGAGGACUCCGUGUGCAUCUCUCUAAUACUGGUGGGCAUUCAGAAUCCCCUCAGAAUUGCCUCGUUGAAUUCUCUGACAAGCUAGAAAACAGAUCUCCUGUACGGAUAGUCCUUAACUUACAACCUUCCAUUUAGCGACCAUUCAAAAUUAGAACGGCGUUGAAAAAAGUGAUCCAUGACCGCUUUUCGCAGUUACGACUUUUUGCAACCUCCCCCUGGUCAUGUGAUCAAAAUCCAGAUGCUUGGCAGUUGGUUCCUAUUUAUGACCGUUGCUGCGUCCUGGGGUCAUGUGAUCCCCAUAUGGGACCUUCUGACAAGCAAAGUCAAGGGGGAAGCCGGAUUCACUUAAUGACCUUGUUGCCAACUGAACAACCGCCGUGAUUCCCUUAACCACUGUGACAGGAAAGGUCAUAAAAUGUAGCAAGGCUCACUGAACAACUGUCUCACUUAGCAACCGAUGUUUAUGGCUCAGUUGUGGCUGUAAGUCGAGGACUACGUGUACUAUCUUUUCCCACUUGGCCUCAUGCUAAUCAAUUCUGAGGAUGGGUCGGCUACGCAAGGAAGUGUGAGAAGAUGAGAGUCUUCCUCUUCUUCACCGGCAACGUAAGUCCGAGGACCUGUGGUGCGGGGAAAAUAGGACAACGUUCUUAUCUACUGUAUAUUCGCAAUGUCUACACUGGGGCUGAAAUUGGUUGGAGGGGCCCAUUUACUUGUUCCCUUCAUUUCUUUUUCGUGAGAUCCAUUGGUCCAGGCUUUGUGGGAGGAGAAACGGACCUUGAGGAGAAAACAAGGAACAAUCCACGUUUCUCUAAUUCUCCAGAAAUGGAACAAGAAAAAAUGAGGUUCUCAUUAUAUGGUGUUUUCCCUUGCAAAAUAUAAUGGUGGUCCCAUACCACCUCUUUGUCUUCUUCCAUGAAGAAAAAGAAAAGAAAGAGAAGGAAGGAAGGAAGGAAGGAAGGAAGGAAGGAAGGAAGGAAGGAAGGAAGGAAGGAAGGAAGGAAAGAGAGAGAGGGAGAGAUAGAGAGAGAGAGAGAGAGAGAGAGAGAAAGAAAGAAAGAAAGAAAGAAAGAAAGAAAGAAAGAAAGAAAGAAAGAAAGAAAGAAAGAAAGAAAGAAAGAGAAGGAAGAAAGGAGAAGGGAAGGAAGGAGAAGAAGAAAGAAAGGAAAGGAAAGGAAGGAAGGAAAAUAAAAAAAGGGAGGAAAAAGGAAGGAAAGAAAGAGAAAGAAUGAUGAGAAAGGAAGGAAAGGAAGGAAGGAAAGAAAAAGAACAAAGGAAGAAAGGAAGGAAGGAGAAGGAGAAGAAGAAAGAAAGGAAAGGAAAGGAAGGAAAAAAGGGAGGAAAAAGGAAGGAAAGAAAGAAAAAGAAACAAUGAUGAGAAAGAAAGGAAUUAAAGAAAGAACAAAGGAAGAAAGGAGACGAGAAGGAAGGAGAAGAAGAAAGAAAGAGGGAAAGGAAAGGAAGGAAGGAAAAAGAAAAAAGGAAGGACAGAAGAAAGGAAGGAAGGAAGGAACGUAAGAAGGAAAGCAAAAAAGAUAAAAAAGAAGGAAGGAAAAGAAAGAGAGAGAAAGAAAGAAAAAGAAAGAAAGAAAGAAAGAAAGAAAGAAAGAAAGAAAGAAAGAAAGAAAGAAAGAAAGAAAGAAAGAAAGAUGCUUUGGAUCUGAUGUCCUUCUUCCACUUUUCUGUGUCUUUGUCUUGUAUUUUUUUGUGAGUGGACCGUACGUCCAGUCUGUUCUGUGGCCAAUACUUCUCUGUUUCCUUCACCAAGGUACCAGUUCCUUUCCAUUAAACACUGAGGUUCUUCUGGGUCUCUUC
This is a messenger RNA of Ahaetulla prasina, 5531 nucleotides long. RefSeq names its product Src homology 2 domain containing transforming protein D (gene SHD). The record is from RefSeq and is a predicted model, not a curated record. The coding region runs from base 393 to 1586 and encodes 397 amino acids. The transcript has 8 exons. Gene Ontology annotation, molecular function: phosphotyrosine residue binding. NCBI's taxonomy places the organism in Eukaryota, Metazoa, Chordata, Lepidosauria, Squamata, Colubridae.